GGCUUCGACUGUCCGACCCCUCUCACGCGAGACGCACAGGCGAACUGAAAAGAAACAAAAGGCAAUGGCCAUCUCUUGUCUUCGAGCCCCGCUGGCUCCAUGGCUCAUGAAAACUCGAAAUCCUCCUCCUUUGAAACUACCAUGUCCGAGAAUACAGUUACGAUUCCUUUGCAGCUCCUCCACCGCUCAGCCCCUCCCUCCCGCCUCCCCAAAGUGGGAACCUUUUCGCAAGAAAAAGGUCGUCAUGCGCGUCGGCUACGUUGGUACCAACUACCGAGUGCUUUUUUCUUGACAAAAACAGGUCUUCAAGUGCAGCGAGAUGAACACCAGCUUUCUACCAUUGAAAAUGAACUAGAAACUGCCAUUUUCAAGGCUGGAGGAAUCCGUGAUAGUAACUAUGGUGAUCUGCACAAAAUUGCCUGGGCCAGAAGCAGCCGAACUGAUAAAGGAGUUCACUCUUUGGCAACAAUGAUAACAUUAAAAAUGGAGAUACCUGAAGAUGCCUGGAAGGAAGACCCUAAUGGCAUUGCUCUGGCUAAAUGCGUUAACUCUUAUCUUCCUGACAGUAUCAAAGUUUUCAGCAUAUUGCCUUCACAAAAGAGUUUUGAUCCUAGAAGGGAAUGUAAUCUCCGGAAAUAUUCUUACCUCCUACCAGCUGAAAUUAUUGGAAUAAAAAGUCACUUCAGUGAAGCUGAAAUUAACCAUCACAUAUCAGACUUCAACAGCAUAUUAAAUUGUUUUGAGGGCGAACACCCUUUCCAUAACUAUACUCAAAGGGCAAAGUACAGAAGACAAAUUCCUCCUAGGCAAACAGCUAGAAAUGGUCGUGUGCCAAAAGGAGCUGAAGCACAUGAUGAGUCAUCAACUUCUGAGUUAGAGGAAAGUGAUGUAGAAGAAGAUCCCAGGAUUGAGGAAACAACUACACUAAAUAGUGAGGAAAAGUCCACCAGUUUUGAUGAACCUCUGGUUGACUGUUGUGAUGGUCAGGGAAACAGUUUGCAGUAUCAAAGUUCUAAUGUAGUUGUUCGAGCAAGAUGGCUAUAUGAACCUGAUGAGACAGAUAGAAUAACAGCUUCCCACUUUAGAAAAAUUUUUCUCUGUUCUUGUGGAAGGCUGGAGAACUCAAUGGGAUUUGAUUAUAUUGAAAUUUCCAUAUGGGGGGAGUCUUUCAUGUUGCAUCAGAUCCGCAAAAUGGUUGGUACUGCUGUUGCUGUGAAGCGCAAUUUAUUCCCAAGAGACAUUCUAACACUAUCACUAGCCAAGUUCUCGCGGAUUGUCCUACCACUUGCUCCAUCUGAAGUUCUAAUUUUGAGGGGGAACACAUUCAUAUUGAGAAAGAUGCCCAGUAAUAUAACAAGACCUGAGAUGCUGACAAUGGUCGAAUCAGAAGAAAUCCUCAAGGAAGUUGACAAGUUCUACAGAUCUGUAUUGUUGCCACAAGUUUCAAAAUUCUUGGACCCUUCUAAAUCUCCCUGGAAAGAAUGGGUUGAAAAUUUAGAUGCAAACACAAGCGUUCCUGAUGCAGAGUUGGAUGAAGUCAGGACUGCUUGGAAGCUGUGGAAGGAAAAGUUGCUGAAUGGAACAGCUUCUGCAUCAGCAGUGGGCGAAUAAAAUAGUGUCAAAUGCUCAUCUUGAUUGACCGUGAAUUUGUUUCCCAGAAGCUCCUAAUUUCUAAGCUUACCACAUCUCAAAACCUGGAAACAUGUCUGCCAUUUAUGCUAGACACAACCAGAAAUGUAUCCUACUGAAUUUUGUUUUGCACUUGCUUGUAUUCAUGAUGAUGAGAAUGGGCCUUCAUAAUUUGAUUCUCUGCCAGAUCAGAUGAAUUCAGAAUCCGGAAAGUUUGGGGUGUUGGUGUUAGAAUUCUGGCAGUUAAAUAGGUCUGUCAGAAAACAUUUUUUAACAAAUUCAUGUAUGAAGAAAACGUCACAGAAGUUGAGGCAAAAGAAUCUCGAGGUUCAUCUACAUUUUGCUAGGGUAGGAGAAUGCAUAUGCUUUUGUCUAUUUUAACUUGGUAUGCUUAGUAUAUUUUAUUCUUUUGUACUAUUACCCAUAGUAAGCUGGGCAGCAGAUUUUUACCUCAAUAAUGUGAUUGUCUCAACAUUUUACUCAAAUGUGAAAAUUAAAGCCAAGGUAUGCUAGUCAA
Molecule: messenger RNA, 2146 nt
Organism: Theobroma cacao (cacao)
Lineage: Eukaryota; Viridiplantae; Streptophyta; Magnoliopsida; Malvales; Malvaceae
Source: RefSeq, a predicted model, not a curated record